AUGGAUAGCGCUGAAUCAAAUCAAGUCGUCGAGCUAGCAGAUUAGGAAGGAAUCUUUGAGAGAGUUAAAUAAGAAAAUCUUUCUCUUGGAAAGCAUGAAUUUGAGUUUAACAAUCAUAUCUAUAUUGGCUAUCCUACAGUAUAUUCUCCAUUCCUUUUUAGUGGCAGCUUUUAUACUGCCUAGAAUUUUCCUUAUCCAGUAGGAGGCACAUUCCUCGAAAUUGGAACUGGAUGUGGAUUGACUGUACUUGAAGCUGCUUUCAAAGGCUGCAAAAAAGCUGUGGGCACAGAUAUUUCUGAAGAUUCUAUAGCUAACAGCAAAGAAAAUCUCACGAGAUUUGAAUCCUAACUUGAAGAUGGUCAGGUGGAGUUUUACAUCUCAGAUAUUUUUUCAGCUAUUCCUAAAGGAGAGAAAUUCAAUGCUAUCUUUUGGAAUUUCCCCUGCUAAUUGGGCAGUCAGCCUCAUGAUGAAAUGGAAAUGCUUGAUAGAGCUUUUAAAGAUCCUGGCUACAUUCUCUUAAGAAGAUACUUGCAAGAGAUCAAAGAUUAUUUAGAAGUUGGAGGCAAUGGAUACUUCUGCUGGCAUCCUGCUGUUGCAAACAAUGAACUCUUUAAGAAAGUCAUUGCUGAAACUAACGUUGAGUUAGUUGAAAAACUUUUAAUUCCAGGGCCUCAUGAUCUUAAUGCUAUCCUGUAUAUGAUCAAGUGA
This is a messenger RNA of Stylonychia lemnae, 708 nucleotides long. Lineage: Eukaryota; Ciliophora; Spirotrichea; Sporadotrichida; Oxytrichidae. The record is from the annotation of a GenBank genome assembly.